GCACUGAAGCCAGGGAUCAGCAGCAGCAGAGAGCAGCGGGAUGGGCUCCGCCUCCACUCAGACCUUCACAGCAGGGUGCACGCAGAGCGGGGAGGAGGACGCGGCUCUGUCCUGGGGCAGCGGCGUCUGCAAGUGGUUCAACGUGCGGAUGGGCUUCGGCUUCCUGUCCAUGAGCGGCCCUGUGGAUAAGCCGCUCGACGUGUUCUUCCAUCAGAGCAAACUGCACAUGGAGGGCUUCCGCAGCCUCAGAGAAGGUGAGGCCGUGGAGUUCACUUAUAGGAAAUCGUCGAAAGGGCUGGAGUCUGUCAGGGUUACUGGGCCUAAUGGAGCACCAUGUCUGGGCAGUGAGAGAAGACCAAAGAGUUCCCAGAUACGACGCUCCAAGGGAGACAGAUGCUACAACUGUGGAGAACCUGGCCACCAUGCCAAGGAAUGCCAGCUGCCCCCUCAACCCAAAAAGUGCCAUUUUUGUCAGAGUGUGUCCCACAUGGUAGCCAAGUGUCCGGCCAAAGCACAGCAGCAGCAGCAUUCGUCUCCAGGCUUUCAGGGAAUAGCUACCUCACCGAGGGAUGAGGAAGAGGAGCGCAGCCAGGCCACGGCCUCUGGAAGUUCAGAGUGAAUGAUUCAGGGAAUAUGUGAGAUUCUUCAC
Molecule: messenger RNA, 649 nt
Organism: Monopterus albus (swamp eel)
Lineage: Eukaryota; Metazoa; Chordata; Actinopteri; Synbranchiformes; Synbranchidae
Product: protein lin-28 homolog A-like
Exons: 4
Coding region: 41-619 (192 amino acids)
Biological process (GO): pre-miRNA processing
Cellular component (GO): cytoplasm; nucleus
Molecular function (GO): mRNA binding; zinc ion binding
Source: RefSeq, a predicted model, not a curated record